GCAAACGUGAAGGAAGAGGAAGAAGAAUGAGGCUGGUUCUAACCAGACGAAGUUUGAUCAGGCUGUUCAGGUCUCUGUAUACGUUUGUAAGGUUGUGACGACAUUCUGACUGAACCUUCGUGCACAACACUCACACGCGAUGGCUUCGGAAGAGUCACGACAGCCGGGAGCAGAAGAAGAGCCAGCGGAAAACGAAGUCGCGAAGCAGUCGUCGCCACAAGCGAAAGCACUCUUCACUGCAACUAUUGGAGCAUCGCUCGUUCUAUUUCUCUGCCUUGGAGGGAUAGUGUUCUACCUGAAUAUGGAUGACAAUGGUGGUUUGGCACCCGGCCCUUCUACGAGGCUUACUGGGUUGCCCCCGAAGCGAGAUACACAAAGCGUGCCUACCGUUCCCCAGAUCUCCCAGCCUAGCACUCCCUCUUCAGAGACAGGUACUCCGCCAACCCCACCAACCGGAGGCAAUCAGUCGAGUCUGCACGAAGUUCUGCAAGCCGAAGACAACGACGAGGAGUGAAUCGCAGGACACUUGUUCGCGUAGCUUAUGAGCAAAUUUACUAUAAUUUUUUGCGCAUUGCUAUUUUCAAUAUUUAACAGUUUUAUAUAGAUCUAGUUUGUCAAUAUAUGUAAACUGUUAUUAACUGUCACGA
Messenger RNA from Dermacentor albipictus, 647 nucleotides. RefSeq lists its product as uncharacterized. The record is from RefSeq and is a predicted model, not a curated record. NCBI's taxonomy places the organism in Eukaryota, Metazoa, Arthropoda, Arachnida, Ixodida, Ixodidae.